AUGCUAGAUGAAUGCCCCGUAUGUUUAGGCACAUGCGACCAUGUAAUGUGGAUUCAGUGUACCCAUUGCAAGCAAUGGUUUCAUUCUAGAUGCUUGGAAAUUGCUGACUACAGCUUGGGUGACUUUGUCUCCUACCAUUGCAAUAAAUGCACCGACAAACAUGGUCCAUCUGAACACAAGAGAAGGUCAAAGAGAGCAAGAACUGCAAUCGACUACGUGGCAUUGAAUGAAGGAGACCAGUUUGCUCUAGAUAAAGCAUCCCACUUUCAGCUUCCCAAGUUUCUUCAAUUCACGGGUGAGAAAGAUAUAGCUGUGCGGAAUGACUUGAUUAUUCUGAACAAACCAAUUCUUGUUCCCAAUGCUGACUGUGGAAUGAAACUACCACGGCCGAGAAAAGAGAUUACCAUUGACUACAUUACUGAUUGUUGUGGACCUGAUAGACCAGUUGAGGUUAUGGAUGUCAUUUCGCAGCAAGGUGUAUCACCAGGGUGGAAACUACAGCAAUGGCGUGAUUACUUUGAAACCGAGGAGCACCAUCGUGAUAGACUUCGCAAUGUCAUCUCGUUAGAGAUAUCUGAUGCUCCUGGUUUAGGAACCAAGUUCCAACGACCAAAGUUGGUUCGCGAGUUAGAUCUUGUGGACAAGGUGUGGGAUGAUGAACAAGACCGAAGUAAAGUGACAAAAUAUUGUCUCAUGUCAGUGAAAAACUCAUUUACCGACUUCCAUAUUGAUUUUGGUGGCACAUCAGUUUACUAUACUAUAAUCCAAGGAUGCAAGUCCUUUCUCAUGUUUCCACCAACUGAGAACAAUCUUGACAUAUACACGUCGUGGUGCUUGAAGCCAAAUCAGAAUUUCAUUUGGUACCCUGAACAUUUUGUUUACCGCAACAAGGAGAAAGUUUAUCCAACAGGUGGUUUUAAGGUUACCCUACAACCAGGUGAUUUGUUCAUAAUCCCCAGUGGAUGGAUUCAUUGUGUGCACACGCCACAAGAUUCCAUUGUUAUCGGUGGCAACUAUCUAACUCUACGCGAUAUGCCCAUGCAGUUGAAAAUUUACGACAUAGAACGGGUUACCAAAGUCCCAACAAAAUUCAGAUUCCCAAUGUUCAACAAAGUCAUCUGGCUCAGUGCAAUUUACUACACAAAUCACAGAGACGAAUUUAAAGAGGUUGAAAAUGGAUCAGAGAUUAUAAAUGCCUGGGUGCAUCACCUUGAGCGUCAUCUCGAAUUGAGCAAAACAAACCAAACAGCAAAGAAAAGUAUUCCAAAGCUGAUCAACCCGAAACAGUUUCUAGAAACAUUGAAAUCGUUGAAAGGAACCACAGCUGAAGACACCAUGUAA
Molecule: messenger RNA, 1341 nt
Organism: Lodderomyces parapsilosis
Lineage: Eukaryota; Fungi; Ascomycota; Pichiomycetes; Serinales; Debaryomycetaceae
Product: [Histone H3]-lysine-36 demethylase
Exons: 1
Coding region: 1-1341 (446 amino acids)
Biological process (GO): regulation of transcription by RNA polymerase II; protein demethylation
Molecular function (GO): histone demethylase activity; transcription coregulator activity
Source: RefSeq, a predicted model, not a curated record